Messenger RNA from Acanthisitta chloris (rifleman), 3067 nucleotides. RefSeq names its product isoleucyl-tRNA synthetase (gene IARS1). The record is from RefSeq and is a predicted model, not a curated record. The annotation marks the transcript as partial. NCBI's taxonomy places the organism in Eukaryota, Metazoa, Chordata, Aves, Passeriformes, Acanthisittidae. Gene Ontology annotation, biological process: isoleucyl-tRNA aminoacylation. The transcript has 21 exons. Gene Ontology annotation, molecular function: isoleucine-tRNA ligase activity; ATP binding; tRNA binding.
CUUUCUUUUAAGUGGAGUGUAGUGAUAAAUUAAUCCUGUUCUUGUUUUUGGCACAGGGUUCCAGAUUUUGUGAGGGAGAAGCGUUUUGGGAACUGGCUUAAAGAUGCCCGAGACUGGGCCAUAUCCAGGAACAGGUACUGGGGGACCCCCAUCCCUCUGUGGGUCAGUGAUGACUUGGAGGAGGUAGUUUGUGUUGGCUCAAUGGCAGAAUUGGAAGAGCUGUCUGGAGUGAAGGUCACUGAUCUCCAUCGAGAAAGCAUUGAUCACCUGACUAUUCCUUCACGCUGUGGCAAGGGCUGUCUGCGCCGCAUCCCUGAGGUGUUUGACUGCUGGUUUGAGAGUGGCAGCAUGCCUUAUGCACAAGUGCACUACCCCUUUGAAAACAAAAAAGAACUUGAAGAUGCUUUCCCUGCUGACUUCAUUGCUGAAGGCAUUGACCAAACCCGAGGAUGGUUCUACACUCUGCUGGUGCUGUCCACUGCUCUCUUUGGAAGGCCUCCUUUCAAGAAUGUCAUUGUGAAUGGCCUUGUUCUUGCCAGUGAUGGCCAAAAAAUGAGCAAAAGGAAGAAGAAUUAUCCUGAUCCAAUGAAUAUUGUGAAUAGUUACGGAGCUGAUGCACUAAGGUUAUAUCUGAUCAAUUCUCCUGUGGUAAGAGCAGAAAACCUGAGAUUUAAGGAGGAAGGAGUGAGGGAUAUUCUGAAGGAUGUGUUCCUGCCCUGGUACAAUGCCUAUCGCUUCCUUGUUCAGAACGUCCAGAUCCUGCAGCAUAAGGAUGAGGGAAGAGAAUUCCUGUACAAUGAGAACACAGUUAAGGAGAGCAAUAACAUCAUGGACAAAUGGAUUCUUUCUUUCACCCAGUCACUCAUUCAGUUCUUCAAAGCUGAAAUGGCAGCUUACAGGCUGUACACGGUAGUCCCUCGGUUAGUGAAGUUUGUUGAUAUUCUGACCAACUGGUAUGUCAGAAUGAAUCGCAGAAGACUAAAGGGCGAGAAUGGGACUGAAGACUGCAUUAUGGCCUUGGAAACCUUAUUUAGUGUUUUGUUCUCCAUGUGCAGACUUAUGGCACCAUAUACUCCAUUUAUCACUGAGCUGAUGUACCAGAAUCUGAAAACACUUAUUGAUCCAGCCUCAGUUCAGGAAAAGAACACUGAAAGCAUCCACUACCUCAUGCUUCCCCAAGUCAGGGAGGAUCUCAUCGACAAAAAAAUUGAAAGUGCCGUUUCUUGUUUGCAGUCUGUGAUUGAGCUUGGACGAGUCAUCAGAGACAGAAAAACCAUCCCAGUCAAGUAUCCCUUGAAAGAAGUAGUAGUUAUCCAUCAGGAUCCAGAGGCUCUGGAAAACAUCAGAUCUUUAGAGAAGUAUGUACUUGAGGAGCUGAAUGUUCGCCAAGUGACACUGUCUGCGGACAAGGAGAAGUAUGGAGUGAGGCUGAGAGCAGAGCCAGACCACAUGGUGCUGGGCAAGCGCCUGAAAGGGGCAUUUAAGCCUGUCAUGGCUGCAAUCAAAGAACUGAAGAGUGAGCAGCUGGAGAAAUUCCAGGAGACAGGCACCAUUGUUGUAGAAGGACACGAGCUCCAUGCGGAAGAUCUCCGUCUCAUGUACCAGAUUGCGGAGGGCUCUGCCCAGUUCGAGGCACAUUCUGAUGCUCAGGUUUUGGUUCUGCUGGAUGUUACUCCAGACCAGUCCAUGGUGGAUGAAGGAGUUGCCCGGGAAGUGAUUAAUCGCAUCCAGAAGCUUCGCAAAAAGCGCAAUCUGGUUCCUACAGAUGAGAUCACCGUGUACUACAGGGCCCAGCCAGAAGGUGACUACCUGGACACUGUUAUCAAACAACAUGCAGAUUUCAUUUUUGCCACAGUCAAGGCUGACCUGAAGCCUUACCCUGUGCCUACCUCAAAGGAAGUUCUCAUCCAGGAAACAACCCAACUGAAGGGAUCAGAGCUAGAAAUUACACUUGUGAGAGGGGGUUUGUGUCAGUCUGUGGGUCCAGCCUGUGCCUACGUCAACCUCAAAGUUUGCGUCAACGGGGCAGAGCAAGAUGGUGUGUUGCUGCUGGAAAAUCCAAAAGGAGAUAAUACCUUGAACUUCACUGGACUUGUAGAUGCUGUAUCCUGCAUUUUUGGUCUUAAAAAUUCAAAACUGACAGUUUUUAAUGGAAACACAGAACUGCUAAACAAAACAGACUUGCUGAGCCUGAGCGGAAAGACUCUGCAGGUGACAGCAGGGUCAGCCCCUGCGCUGAUCAGCGCUGCCGAUGCCCUGCUCUGCCAGUAUAUCAACUUGCAGCUCAUGAAUGCAAAGCCACAAGAAUGUCAGAAAGGAACCGUGGGAACUCUUCUAAUGGAAAACCCUGUUGGUCAGAAUGGAUUAACAUACAAAGGUCUUCUACAUGAGACAGCUAAAGUGUUUGGACUCAGAAGCAGGAGGCUAAAAUUGUUCCUGGAUGAAGCACUAACUCAUGAGAUCACAAAGGAUGUCUCUAUGAAGAACCUGAACAUGAAGACACUGUAUGUUCGUGUUAUACCCACCACAGCUGAAUGUUGAGAAUUCCAGUUUUAUCAAUAAGACCAUGUAGACAUCUUUUCCACAAAAAAUGAAGUCCAAGGAAAUUAAUAUGCUUUUAGAUUAACAUCCAAAUUGUGUAUGGUACUUUGAACAUCUCAAGUGGCACAGAGGAUGUUUUCUACCAGUGCAUGUCCAAUAUGCUGCUCUUUGGUUUCAGAUACAAUGUAUUUUCAUUAUGAUAUUGUAAAAGCUGUUCAGAAAGCAUCAGAACUCCUUAUAACCUUAGAUAUCUAUGCAGUAAUUUGCCUGAGAGAAAUGGGACUAGUACCUCAGUGAUGCUAUUCUCUGCUUCUCCUUUGUGCAGAGGGCAUCUUUUCUAAACCCUGGGUUGCCUACAAGGCUCUGUGGUACAUAUACACCAUCCUACAAUAGCUUUGACACUUAUUUAAGAGUUGCCUGGAUUUGUUCAUUCAUACUAGCUGGAUAUUCAUGAAGCGUGUGGCUGUUGAUUUAAAAUACUCCCUCAUUUCAGUACUUGGAACAAUAAAUUUGCUUAAUCUCCAGA